Molecule: messenger RNA, 1900 nt
Organism: Pocillopora verrucosa
Lineage: Eukaryota; Metazoa; Cnidaria; Anthozoa; Scleractinia; Pocilloporidae
Product: nuclear inhibitor of protein phosphatase 1
Cellular component (GO): nuclear speck
Molecular function (GO): protein binding; protein serine/threonine phosphatase inhibitor activity; mRNA binding
Source: RefSeq, a predicted model, not a curated record
ACCGAGCGAGCCAAAAUGGCGGCCACCAAAACCUCUGUCCCUGCGAACAAUCCACCUUUCGACGUUCCCGGCUGGGCAGGAAAACCACCACAGGGACUUCAUCUAGAUGUUAUGAAACAGACGAAUUUAGUGGAGAAACUGAUUAUUGAUCAGAAGCCAUACUACUUAUUUGGAAGAAACAAAGAGGCUUGUGAUUUUAAUUUGGAACAUACAUCAUGUUCCCGAGUCCACGCAGCUCUGGUCUUUCACAAACACCUGAAUAGAUCAUUUUUGAUUGAUCUUAAAAGCACACACGGUACUUUUAUUGGCACAAUACGUUUGGAGCCUCAAAAACCAACACAAGUUCAGGUAGAUAGUGUGAUAAGGUUUGGUGCAUCUUCAAGAAGCUAUGUUCUACGAGAAAAGCCAGCAAUUCCAAAUACUGGACUUAAACAAGCAGAUGAUUCAGGAAAAAUGGAGGAUGAUAAUGAAGAAAGUUCAAAAGGAGGAUUACUGGGACUUCCUGAAUCAGACACAGAAUUAGAUGACUUAACAGAGUUUAACACAGCACAUAACAAAAGGAUUUCAUCUCUUGGCAUAGAGGAAGGAAGUACAAAGUUAACAGGUGUCACGUCCUUAAAACGGAAACGGAGGUCCUCAUUAUCUGUCCAGUUUAGAGAAGGAGAAGAAAUUAUUAAUCCAGAGGAUAUUGAUCCCACAGUGGGAAAGUUCAGAAAUAUGGUUCAAACAUCUAUUGUUAUUCCAAACAAGAAAAUGCGAGGACCAGUUUCACCAGUUGGAAGCCUUACAGAGAAUAUUACGCGCCGCCUCCAAAGCUUUCCUUACUCUCAGGGUCUCUACUCCAAUCUCCCUGGCACAGGAGGUGUACCAGAACCCACCAGCCCUACCUCACCCACUGCACAACAUAAACCUCGAAUGUCUAUCACAUCAGCCCCUGAUGUAUCCUCACCAGAGCUGGCUGAGGUCCCUGUCCAUCAUGCUCCAGAGCCCAUCCCUACUGGGCCUGUUGUGCAAAAUGCAACAAUGAUAAUUGCAGAAGCCCCUAAAAAGAAGAAGUAUGCUAAGGAAGCUUGGCCUGGAAAGAAACCAACGCCUUCUUUGCUCAUUUAGCAACUAUUUAUAAGAAGACUUUUUAGCUUAUUUCAAGAUUCAAAAUGGUUGAGUCUAGAGUUCAUGUUUCAUGCCAAGAAAUCUUUAGUUUUAAACUUAGUGGAACAUAGCUGUACUGUAUCAUGGGCCAUGUCAUGGCUUAUGUCAAGCAAGAUACAGAGACUAAAAGCACAGAUUAAAGAGACUCCUGGAUGCAUUUUACAUUCUCUCUUUGGCAACAUGAGAUAGGAACUACGAACACAAAAUACUAGUGAGAGCUACAGAGUGUUUGGCAUAAACACUUCAGCAGUAGAACAGUUACUGUUCAUGGUGUGACAUUUGGUUUGUGCAUAAGGAAAGUCUGGUUUACCAAAAAUUUCCUGGUUGGCCCCCAGAAGGAGUUGGUAUUCAUCAUUGUCACAAUUAUUUCCCCAUCUGGAACUGUGUACAAGAACUAAAAAAAAAUUAGGGAUGUACAAAAAUAUUAUAACAUUUUAUUUUUAGCAGAUUAUUAACUGAAGACUUAGAAAUGGUUUUUGCCGUAGGAACUUUUUGAAUUUUACGUGCAAAUAAAUUGGCCUGAGACAUUUACAAAGUGAGCAACUCACAGUGUUAUACACUCUAUGGAGCUUUGUUUGGCAGAGGUUUGUUUUGUUCCCCUUCCCCUCCUGGCCCUGAAGUUCAAAGCUGAGAAGUCGAGGUGAGAAUCCAAUUUGGAUUGGACAUGGAUGGACUAAACAACAAGGCUUCUUCAUAACUCUUUUUAUUUCAUUAACAAUUAGUUGAAAUAAAGUAAUCCUUCAGUUUCCAA